AUGAGGCAUGCUCCAAAAGGCCUUGUGAAGGGUGGGGUCGGGCAAGAGGCAGCGAGUUCAGCGGCUGCCAAGGCAGCUGGGAAAGCAGCAUGCCUGGGGGUGGCCUCGGCUGACUCUCCUCCGCUCCAAGCCCCUCCUCGCUUCUUCUCCAGGAGGGAGAAGGCGCUGUUUGGGAAGCAAGAGGGCCCUUCCUUCUCGCCCACUCGGGAGCGUGGGGUUGGAGUGCCUUCUUGGGUGGAGAUCGCGGAGAGGAUCCGCUCCGGAAAGAGAGGAGAGCCAAACUGGAGAGUAAACUCCCUUGGAAAGGAAAAGGACAAGGAAAGGAAGCCCGGGGAUGCCAACGCUCGCCUUUGGGGCUUCCUAGCUUUGCAUCAAGGCAACGAGGGAAGCCCAACUCGAUGCUCUUCUGAAUCUCCACCUUCUUGGAGGCCAGCCCGAGCCAUGGACAACGAGACCAGCCAGGGCUUCGAGUACUACGAGGAUAGCGACGACAACUCAAAUAGCACCUGUAACGAUUUGCUGGAAAUAGAGUAUUUUAUACGGUUUUCACUUAUUCCAUCGGCUUUCAUCAUCUUAGUGCUGAGUUGUCUUGAGACAAGAGUAAGAAGAUGUUGUUUUGAUGAAAAAUGUCCUACGCUUAGUGGAUUUAUUGGCGUUGUCACACCCCUUGACAGAAAUGUGUACAGCAACCGGUGGUCCCUUGGAUGUGCAUUUGGAGUUACUGCUAAUAAAGUGAUGUUCCUGUUUGACAAGGAUUACAUUCCAGAUUUUCUACCGAAUUGGGCUGUUGUUUUUUGGGUCAUACUCACAGCCAUUGAAGUGGGCGUUGCUAUGUACCCUUUCUUUGCCUGUCUUUCCUCGAGGUACCCAAUUGUAGGAGCUGUGUUAGGAUUUCUUUACACAGUAGCAUGGUUGGUAAUUACAAUCGUAGAUAUUACGCGGUGCCCCGAGGAAGAUACGGUUGGAGGAUAUAACAACAUAAUUAUAUUAUGGCCAUCCCUGGUAUGCUAUGUUUUGCUGCUAGGAAAAUUUAUUUUUAUUCUUGUGAAAGAUGUGAGAGAUCUUCUUGGCCUGGAGUCUGUAAGGGAGGAUAAUUUUCUUCUGGAGGAUCAUCAGGCACAGUGUGUUCAACUUCUGUUGAGGAAGCCUCCACUACAGCAGCUACAGAAAUCCUGGAUCAAAAGCAGGCUGUAUGAAUGGGAUUCCAACUUUAAAUUCCCAAGCAGGAUGAUCAGUACAUCAGUGCUUGUCGUCAUCUGCCUUUACAUGGUAAUGGAGCUCCAUAGGGUGAUUCUAUCAGCAAGAAAACAGUUGCUUAGUAUAUCAGUUGCUAAACAGGAAAACAUUUCCACCUCAGCUUUUGCUUUUAAGAUAUUCAGACUAAUUGUUGCUGUUUCAUAUGUCCUCCAGGUUGCCACUUACGAAUAUAUUUUUGUCGCCUGGGUUAUUCGAACAUUCAGUCCUGUACUCGAUGGUUUUGCUGCAUCGAUAUUUGCUGAUGGAUCUCCAAAAACCAAAGAAAUUUACUCUGCUAUUCAAGAAUUUGGAAGUGUCUUAAAAGGUGUUUGGCAGUUCAGCUUGAUUACUUCCAGUUUCACAUGCUUCAUUUAUGUAGCUCAUCUCUUAGUCUGCUACAGAACACAAAUAAGGCUGCUCCGUGCAGGCAAGAAAUCUCUUUUUCUGUCAGAUGAUUUUAAGGUGUCGCCUCCUCACAGUGUGGUUUCAUCAGGAAAAUUUACCUCUUGGCAAGUUGCUUAUAUAUUAUGGGGAUUUUCAGUCAUGCAGCUUGUGAUUAUGGUGUUUGGCAUGGUCAUCAUGUAUAUUAUAAUUUUGCCCAUGAAGCAUGGUCAGUGGAAGCAACUUCUUGACAAAUGGGGAACUGUCAUCCUUUCUCUUGCUAUUGUUAUGUUUAUCAAGAAGAUGCAAGUUUAUUUGGCUGGCAUUUUUUUCCUUCAGCCGAAGCUUUCGCCAAAAGACAAGCAAAAACCUUUGGCACUUGAUAACAGGUUAGUGUCAGGAACCAAGAGCCUUCCUGUGAUUCAUUUCCUGGAAUAAAGCUUUUCCACUGGACACCACCACCCCAUUGUUGAAAGAUACUGAAAGAUACCCCACUCCCUCCCCCUGCCAGUGUUUCCUCUCAAACAUGCUAAACUGUCUGCUUGUCUUUUUUGUUUG
Messenger RNA from Anolis sagrei ordinatus, 2175 nucleotides. NCBI's taxonomy places the organism in Eukaryota, Metazoa, Chordata, Lepidosauria, Squamata, Anolidae. The record is from RefSeq and is a predicted model, not a curated record.